Exophiala oligosperma is the source of this 1203-nucleotide messenger RNA. RefSeq lists its product as uncharacterized. The record is from RefSeq and is a predicted model, not a curated record. The transcript has a single exon. The coding region runs from base 19 to 1065 and encodes 348 amino acids. Lineage: Eukaryota; Fungi; Ascomycota; Eurotiomycetes; Chaetothyriales; Herpotrichiellaceae.
CAGAUUAGAGAUGUGCGGAUGCCGCGUCAAUUCGCUCCGAAAAAGUCAGGAGUGCAUCUUUUAGCAUGCCUGUCAUUGUACCGAGCACUCCUUAGAGAGUGUGGAAAGUUCUCUAGAGCAGUCACCUUUAAGCAGCAGCAGCAGCAGCAGCACCAUCCCGCCGCCGCAGUUCACCACCACCACCACCACCCGAUCAAAGGCACGCUGCGGUCGAUCGUGAGAUGGCGGUUUGACAAGGACCGGGACAUCCUGUCUCCUCCUCAAGUGGCCAACGGUCUCGCGGCUGGCUAUGGGUUUCUGGAUCUGUUGCGGUCCUGCACGGCGGGUUCCACGCAGUCCCUCGUCCGACUCACUCAGACUCUCGAGACCAUGAGCACACGAGCCGAGGAGACGGCGACGCGACGGGCCAAGUUCGCCUCCUCGUGGAAACCACCGCCGGCGCACCACCGCCGAAGGCUGGAACAUUUCCGGAAGAUCAAAGACCCGGCCAACUACGAGCACGACCCUUCGGACCCCCGGAUCUUCCACCACCCUGCCCCCCUGGCCUCGAUCAAGUCCGGGGUCCGCAAGGUCCCCAACCUCAUCGUCACCCAGGGCAUCCCCGUCCUCAAGUACCCCGGUCCCCAGCCCGUGUUGAUCAACCGGGUCAUCAAGAACAAGGUGAAAUGGGGGGUGAAGAAAUUCAACCAGCACAAGAUGUUGGAGGAUUUGAGGGACAUCGCAGAGUGUGAGGACGAAUGGGAUGACAUUGUGAGGAAUCGCCAUGGCGUCGACAAGAGAGGUCGUGAAGGGGAGGAAAAGUGGGUGCAGAGUAUUCGUGAAGCCGACUCUCACUUGGAAAGGAGACUGGCGGAACAAAUGAAGAAGAAUACAGAGUUGAGUGGAAAGUUUCAUGAGAUUGUCCUCGCGGAAAGAGAAUUGAAGGAAAAGGAACGAAGAGAGGCCAGGCACCAACGGCGCAUGGCUAGGAAGAAGAGAGCAGUAGAGGAAAGUGGUGCUGUCGAGACUACUACUGUACCUGCACAAGGAGAACACAAGUCUCCCGACCACGGCAAAACACGAUGAGAGAUGUGCGUCUUGUUAAUACCCCGGUGCGUGGGUUCGAGAUACUGUAAAAUAAUGCUGCCACAUUAUCAACACUCGAACAUUGUAUCAUUAUUGUAAUAAAACACAGAGGAAACAUUGAAGUAAUAAUGGAACAAA